AUGACCCCACUAUUUAUCGCUGGACGCUACUACGGUCAAUAUUUAUACAUCAUGGUGACUUUGUGCAUUUGCAUUUUCUUGGCCCUAGGGAAUGUUUGUGGGUUUGAGCGAGCCUCCCGAGAUGAAAUGUUUGGAAAGCGGUUGUUUCAGCGCCAUCUACGUGAAACAUCUGGGACAUCAACAGGGUCCUCGACUUCGUUUAGUUCUCUCGCCAGUGGUGGCUUUAGUCCCGGAACACUCACCGGAAGUGGGACUGGGUCGCUAGGCUCCAUGAGUUUUAAUCCAAACCAAUUCAACUCAAUGAUGGGUCAAACUUCGGGCGGCUCAUUCGGAAAUUUUGGAUCUGGAAGUGGCAUGGGUUCGGGUUUUGGAACAACUGGAAGUGGAAGUACUUCUGGCUUCGGGUCUGGAAGUUUUUCCAGCUCUGCAGGGUUCGGAUCGGGAUCUAGUUCAUCGUCUAUGGGAACAGGAUUUAAUGCUGGAUCAUUUGGAGGUUCAGGUACUGCAUCAGGUUUCGGAAUGGGGUCAUCAUCAACUGGCUCUGGCUCAGCAACAGGAACCGGAUUUAAUGCUGGUUCAUUUGGGGGUUCAGGCACUGCGUCAGGAUUUGGAACAGGUUCAUCAACAACAGGCUCCGGAUCAUCGACAGGAUCUGAAACAGGGUCAUCCACAGGAACUGGAUUUAAUACAGGGUCAUUUGGAGGGUCUGGAUCUGGAUCAACAGAAACAGGAUUCAAUGCUGGAUCAUUCGGAGGAUCUAGCUCCGCAUCAGGAUUUGGAACGGGUUCGUCAACAACUGGUUCCGGUUCAUCCACAGGAACUGGAUUUAAUACAGGGUCAUUUGGAGGUUCAGGCACUGCGUCAGGAUUUGGAAUGGGUUCAUCAACAACUGGAUCUGGUUCAUCAACAGGAACCGCGUUAAAUGCAGGGUCAUUUGGAGGGUCAGGUACGGCCUCGGGUUCUGCAUUUGGGUCUUCAACAGGAACUGGAUUUAAUGCUGGAUCCUUCGGAGGUUCAGGCGCUGCAUCUGGAUUCGGAACGGGAUCUACUACAACUGGUUCUGGCGCCUCUGGAAAUAAUGGAUUUAAUAUCGGGACAUUUGGUACUGGUUCAAGCACAGGUGGGAUAUCUGGAAGUUUUGGUACAGGAUCAGGAGCUGGAGUAAAUGGAACAAGUUCCACGGCAGGAUCUGGAGGCUUCGGUUCAGCUGGAAUGACAGGGGGAACAAGUGGUUCUGGUUCAAGUUCGUUUGGUUCCACUGGUGGGUUUGGAGGCUCUAGUGCUUCUACAUCUGGAUCUGGCUUUAGUUCCUCGGGAUUUGGAAGUUCUAGUGCUUCGUCAUCUGGAUCCGGCUUUGGCUCGUCGGGAUUUGGAAGCUCUGGUGCUUCUAGUGGAUUAUCUUCAGGAUUCGGUUCAUCAUCAGGAAACAGCACACUCAGCAAGACUCCCACAUCGUAUACGACGAGCAAUGGACCGGGAACUGGAAAUGGCCGAUUUGAUUACAGUAACAGUUUUGGGAGUCAAAGUGCAUCAACAGGGUUUGAUGCGUUCAGCAGCAAUUCUUUAAACAAACCUGGUAGCGGAUUUAUCAGACCAAGCCUUCUUGAGGCUAGCUUUGGCUCAGGUAUGCCAAAAGGAGGUAGCUUUGCGGACGGAAUAAAAGGCUACAAUGCCGAUGCAUUGGUACCAGGCGGUGAUACGGGAGGAACGCAAGGCGCAUCGAGUGGCACCAGUGGUGCUGUUAGUGGCGCUGGAAAUAAAAUUCCUACAUCAAACACUGGCAGCAGUGGGGGAGCUAGUAAAGGAGAUGAUGGAUCGACACUCAGUGGUUUCGUAGGCAGCUUCACUAGUAAUAAGCUUGGAAAUGUUUCAAGUAUCGGGGGGUUUACUUCAUCAGGAUCGGGUGCUAUUGGAUCGGGAUCGGGUGGCAGUGGAUCAACCAUAGCGGCGACAACUGGCAGUGCCUCUACAUUUGGAGACAGUGGCAGUAGCGGUAGUUCCUCCUCAAGUGGGUUCGGUUCCAGUGGAUCGAGUGGCUUCGGUUCUGGUGGAUUUGGCGAUGGUUCGGGAGGAUUUGGGUCUGGGGGUUUUGGUGGUGCAAGCUCUAGUGUUGGCUCAAGCGGAAGUGGUUCCGGGGGAUUUGGAUCUGGGGGUUUUGGUGGAAGUUCAAGUGGCACAUCUGGUGGAUUCGGAUCUGGGGGUUUUGGUGGAAGUUCUAGCAGCACUGGUGGAUUUGGAUCGGGGGGUUUUGAUGGAAGCUCAAGCGGAAGUGGUUCUGGUAGUUUUGGGUCAGGAAGUGGGAGCUCCACAGCUUUUGGAGGAGGAGGGGACAGUUUUGGCGGGGCUUUUGGGUCAAACACCGGAGGUUUUGAGAGCGGAAGUGGAUUUUCUUACACGGACGGUUCGAUGAGUAAAGGUGUACACGACACUCACGCCGGAGGAGGACCUCUGUGAGUAAUACAUUGGAGUGACACUUCAGGUCUCUGUUAUAUCAUUACGAUGUUUAGUUGAUGAAAUGUCAUCUGUGUACCCUCAGUUCUAUUAAAUGAUUGGGGAUAAA
Magallana angulata is the source of this 2560-nucleotide messenger RNA. RefSeq lists its product as uncharacterized. NCBI's taxonomy places the organism in Eukaryota, Metazoa, Mollusca, Bivalvia, Ostreida, Ostreidae. The record is from RefSeq and is a predicted model, not a curated record. The transcript is spliced from 3 exons. Bases 1 to 2454 code for a protein of 817 amino acids.